Cuscuta europaea is the source of this 1129-nucleotide messenger RNA. The record is from the annotation of a GenBank genome assembly. Lineage: Eukaryota; Viridiplantae; Streptophyta; Magnoliopsida; Solanales; Convolvulaceae.
UAUUUACCUCGGCGAUCUCCAGAUGUCAGCAGAUGUCUCUUUGCCUCCAGGUCGACGAUCUGUCCUGAUCUCCGCAAGCCGCCAAGCCCGACGAUUGGUUCGGUCAUAAAUUUAUAUAAAUUUCACUUAAAGCUUAAGACAUGGAGGAGCAAUUCAUACUCAGGGUUCCGCCUUCUGUGACUGAGCGAAUCGAGCGCCUGCUAAGCGAGAAUGCUUCAGAGGACAAAGCGUUGGAUUUGUCAAUAUCAGAGGAUGGUAGGAGUGGCACAUUUGUCAUAGGAAAUGAACGCUUCCCUACAUCCCUCCUGGAUCUUCCAUGUAUAGUAGAAUCUUACAAAACUUAUGAUGAUAGUGUGCUGAUAAAAACGGCAGAUAUUGGUCAGAUGAUUCUGGUGAGGGAAGAAGGUGAUCUUGCCCCUGAUGGAGUGGAGUACAAACAUGGCCUCACCCCUCCAAUGAGAGAUGCUCGGAGGCGAAGGUUUCGCAGGGAGCCAGAUCUAAAUCCGGAGCUUGUGAGGCGUGUGGAGAAAGAUUUGCAGAAUAUCAUGGCUGGUGGAACAGCAGAGAAUAUAGAUGUGGAAGUGGCUGAACAAGAGGAAGACGGUGAAGAAAAUGCACGCGCUGCUAAUAAGAAUGCAGCAACCAAGCAUGCAACAAAACUCGGUGUUCCUGAUGCUGGCACCGCUGGUGAGAGAAGUGAUUCAGACGAAUCUGAUGAUUCAAUAUAGCUCCAUCAGUUUUCAGGAGAACUAAAACCUCGAUCGGGAGAAAUGGUGUUAGUUGACCAACUAACGUGUAACUUGGUUUGCUGCACUCACCCCUAUUAUGCACAUGUAUAGAUAUGAUUGAAUUGUAGCUCUAUACAUAUAUUUCAUCGAGGAAUUAACAUAAUUAAUCUAUUUAGUGUUUUGUUUAAAUUAAUAUGUUUAAAUUUUAGUAUUUUACUGUAUUUACCAGAUUUUGAAUCGUUAGAAUUAGUAUUGGGUACAUAGUAAUAGUCAACUAAUAGACUUUACAUGUAUGAUUUUUAGGCAGUAAUUUGUCACAAGUAUUCACUUUUAAAUGGUUAAAUAUUUGAAUUUUUGUGCGUUGAUAGGUAAUUUGUAAUCUUUGAACUGGUAUUGUGCUC